AUGAACACCCCUUCCACUUAUGCUAUCAUAGACAGAUACUUUUUAGUCCAGUUUGGGAUUGGAAUUUCAGCCAACUCCUUCCUCUUUCUCUUCCACAUUGUCACACUCCACCAGGAUCCCAGGUCUAAGCCCAUGAAACUGAUAACCUGUCACUUGGCUCUUGUCCAUGAAGUGAUGCUCCUCACGGCAGUGCCUUUGUCUUUUAUGGACCUGAAUUUUUGGGAUGCACUCAAAUGUAAGGCCUUGUUCUACACAAAUAGGGUGAUGAGGGACCUCUCCAUCUGUGUCACCUGCCUCCUGAGCGUCAUCCAGGCUGUCACCAUCAGCCCCAGCACCUCCUAUUUAGUGAGAUGUAAACAUCAAUUGACAAACUACAUUAUCUGUAUUUUAACAUUUUUUUGGUGUUUCAAUUUGUCUUUCAGUAGUAACAUAAUCUUUCUUAUUGUGACUUCUUCAAAUAUGACUCAAAAUAAUCUCCGUAUUACUAAACACUGCUCACUAUCUCCCAUGAAUUCCAUCAUUGGGAGGCUAUAUUCCACUCUGACAACAUUCAGGGAUGUAUUCCUUGUAGGAGUCAUGCUGCUCUCAAGUGUGUACAUGGUGACUCUCUUGUCCAGGCAUCAGAGGAGGUCCCAGCACCUUCACAGCACCAGCCUCCACCAAACAACCUCCCCAGAGAAAAGGGCCACGCAGACCAUCCUGCUGCUGGUGAGUGCCUUUGUGGUCACCUACUGUAUGAACCACAUCGUGAUGUCUAUCUCAGUGUAUGUGUUGUGGACAUAUAACCAGGUCCUUCUGAGUAUUCAGAAGUUUGCCCUUAAUGCUUAUGCCACAAUCAGUCCUUUGGUGCUUCUCAGCUCUGAUAAAAGAAUAGUCAAUAUACUGAAAAAUAUUCAAAGGAAGUGCUGCUAA
Lepus europaeus (European hare) is the source of this 912-nucleotide messenger RNA. Its product is annotated as vomeronasal type-1 receptor 90-like. Gene Ontology annotation, biological process: G protein-coupled receptor signaling pathway. The record is from RefSeq and is a predicted model, not a curated record. The transcript has a single exon. Bases 1 to 912 code for a protein of 303 amino acids. Gene Ontology annotation, molecular function: pheromone receptor activity. Lineage: Eukaryota; Metazoa; Chordata; Mammalia; Lagomorpha; Leporidae. Gene Ontology annotation, cellular component: membrane.